Messenger RNA from Dovyalis caffra, 1848 nucleotides. The record is from the annotation of a GenBank genome assembly. Lineage: Eukaryota; Viridiplantae; Streptophyta; Magnoliopsida; Malpighiales; Salicaceae.
AUGGCUCGCAUGGGGGUCGUCAAAGACAAAAGAGGGACGAUAUCCCAUGUAGUUAGGCUUGUUGAUCCAUUUCUAAGAAAAGUUGAUAUUGAUAAACAAGAACCAAACAAUAUCUUUGAAGAUUUUUGUCACCUUAAAUCGAAGAAAAUGGGGCAGCUCGAGGACUGUGUUGAAGUCAAGGAGAGGCAAUUUCCUAACACAGAGGUUCAAAAUUCAUUAAAGCAAGAGAUUCUAGAUCUUCAAGACCGAUUGCAGGACCAGGUUUUGGUACGCCGUUCCUUGGAGAAGGCACUACGUAGUAGGCCUUUUUCCCCUGAUAUCAUGACUGAUAAGUCAAUCCCCAAGCCUGCUAAGGAUCUGAUUAAGGACAUUGCAGUAUUGGAACUGGAAGUAGUGUAUAUGGAACGAUAUCUUCUCUCUCUGUACAGAAAAACAUUUAACCAACAAGUAUCUUCUCUGUCAACCAAGGAUGAAAGGGAGGAUGAGAGCAUCAAAACGAGUUCAAACAUACGUAAAGGAAUGUUUCCAGAAGUUCCUAGAAAUGAUAUCAUGUCUAACGAGGACAAUUCCGCUGAUUAUGCAAGUCAUCUUACUUCACUAACCAAGGAAUGCAGUGGCACUUUGGGACCGGCAAGGCUGUUAGAUUCCGGCAUUCAUCGAUGUCAUUCCUCAAUAUCUCAGCGGUCUAUUGGAACUUCUCCUCCAACGCGAUCUAUAGCCAGAGCAGUAGACUCAUACCAUUCUCUCCCACUGUCAAUGCUGGAGCAAACUCGGAAUGAUGCUUCAAAUGCAAUCAGUCUAGCAGAUCAUCUUGGAACUUCUAUGCACUAUGAUAUACCAGAGACGCCCAAUUGGCUUUCUGAGGAGAUGAUUAGGAGAAUCUCAGCCAUAUAUUGUGAACUAGCAGACCCACCUUUGACCAAUCCUAAUUAUGCUUCCUCACCCAUUUCAGUCUCUUCAUCACCAAACGAGUUUCCAUCACAAGACCAUGGUGAUAUAUGGAGCCCCCAGUAUGGGAACUUUUCAUCCUUCAAUUCAUCACUUGACAACCCUUUCCACGUUGGAGCCUCCAAGGAAUUCAGUGGACCAUACUGCUCAAUGGCCAAGGUCCAACGCAUUUGUAGGGAUAGUCAAAAGCUGAUAGAUAUUCAACAUAAACUACAAGAUUUUAGGUCACUUGUCUCUCAGCUAGAAGGGGUUAAUCCUAGAAAGAUGAAACAUGAGGAGAAGCUAGCGUUUUGGAUCAAUGUGCACAAUGCACUUGUGAUGCAUGCAUAUUUAGUUUAUGGAAUUCCGCAAAAUAAUAUGAAAAGGCUGUCUUUAAUACUCAAGGCAGCAUACAAUAUUGGGGGUCAUACAGUUAAUGUAGACAUGAUACAGAGUUCUAUUCUGGGAUGCCGGUUGCUCCGUCCAGGACAGUGGCUACGACAGCUAUUUUCUCUGAAGACGAAAUUCAAGAUCGGAGAUGGAAGGAAAGCUUAUUCUAUUGAUCAUCCUGAACCUCGGUUAUAUUUUGCACUUUGUGCAGGAAGUCAUUCUGAUCCUGCGGUUCGAGUAUACACUCCUAAGAGAGUGUUUGAGGAUCUGGAAGCUGCAAAGGAAGAGUACAUCCAAUCAACAUUCAUUGUACAUAAAGAAAAGAAACUCCAUAUACCGAAGAUUGUGGAGUCUUUUGCUAAGGAUUUGGAACUUUGCCCUGCUGGUUUGGUGGAAAUGAUAGAGCAUUUACUACCUAAUUAUUUCAGGAAAAGAAUUCAGGAGUGUCAGUACAGAAAAUUUGGCAAGAACAUUGAGUGGAUUCCACACAACUUCGCGUUUCGCUAUCUGCUUUCCAAGGAAUUAGCCUAG